Messenger RNA from Ixodes scapularis (black-legged tick), 2145 nucleotides. RefSeq names its product glucosidase 2 subunit beta. The record is from RefSeq and is a predicted model, not a curated record. The coding region runs from base 5 to 1693 and encodes 562 amino acids. Gene Ontology annotation, cellular component: glucosidase II complex. Gene Ontology annotation, biological process: N-glycan processing. NCBI's taxonomy places the organism in Eukaryota, Metazoa, Arthropoda, Arachnida, Ixodida, Ixodidae. Gene Ontology annotation, molecular function: calcium ion binding; protein binding. The transcript is spliced from 15 exons.
UACAAUGGCAGCCGCCAUGCCUGGCACGUCGUUAGGUCGCUUCUCGCACAACGUGUAUUUUACCUUAGAAAUUAGCCUAUUACUAUUAUUCAUAACAGCUGUACAUUCCGUCGAAGUAUCUAGGCCACGGGGCGUACCGUUGGCAAGAGCAUCGCUUUACGACCCCGCCAAAAAUUUCACCUGCUUUGAUGGUAGCGCAAGCUUCGCUUUCCACCAGGUCAACGACGAUUACUGCGACUGCAGGGAUGGCUCGGACGAACCGGGCACUGCAGCGUGCAACAACGGCGUGUUCCACUGCAGCAACCUGGGGCACAGGGGCGAGAACAUCCCGGCUUCGAGGGUCAAUGACGGGAUCUGCGACUGCUGUGACGGAACCGACGAGUAUGGGACGUCAGCCGAGUGCACCGACAACUGCCUGGAGCUAGGGAAGUAUGCCCGUGAAGAGGAAGAGCGUCGUCGUGAGCUGAGGGCCCAGGGACUGCAGAUGCAGCAACAGAUGAGCAGGGAAGGACGUCAGCACAAGGAGCAAUGCAAGACGAAACUGGAGCAGCUGCGGCUGGACCUGGAGGAGGUGCGCAAGUCUCGGGAGGCCCUGGAAGCGGUCAAGAAGGAGGCCGAGGACAGGGAGAACCAGGCGCUCCAGAAGUACAGGGACAUCGAUGCCGAGAAGAAGAGGGAGCAGGAGGAGCUGGAGAUGCGGAGGCACCAGGAGGAGGAGAAGGCCAAUGCGGAGGAGGCCUUCAACGCCCUCGACCUCGACAUGGACGGAGUGCUUACUGCCAAGGAGCUCCAAGAGAACCCCAUCUUUGACCAGAACCGGGACAAUACCGUUUCACUCGAGGAGGCCAAGUUUUUCCUGCACAUGAAAGAUGAGAUGAAGUUGGAUGAAUUUGUGCUGACCGGCUGGAUGAUCAUGAAGCCCAUCUACGCAAUGAGUCAGGUAACUCCGAUCCCCGACGCGCCAGAAGCGACGACGCCCAUGCCGCCGGCCGACAAGGAGGAGGAGAAGGAGGCGGAGCCUGGGAAAGAGACGGAGCAACGGUCGACGGAGGAAGAAGAGGCCGAGGAGGAUGUGUCUACGGAGCAGGACGAGGACGAAGAGGACCUUGAGCCUCCCGAAUUCCCUCCCAAGGACAAGGAAGCCCCCGAGCCUGCAGAGCCGUCCAAGUAUGACCCGGAAACGCAGGAGCUCAUCGACGCUGCCAAGAAAGCCCGCGACGAGCACAAAGAAGCCGAGGACAAGUUCAGAGACAUUGAAUCCGAAAUCAGGAAGCUGGAGACGACGCUGGAGACGGACUAUGGCCCCGAGGAGGAGUUUGCGGCCCUGAGGGAGCAGUGCUUCGAGUUCUCCGACCGGGAGUACACCUACAAGCUGUGCCCCUUCGACCAGGCGGCGCAGAUCCCCAAGAACGGAGGCUCCGAGACCAACCUGGGACGCUGGGGCAGCUGGUCUGGACCGGAGGGCAACAAGUAUGCCAGCAUGAAGCUGGACGGCGGCAUGGCCUGCUGGAACGGACCCUCGCGUUCUGUUGUGGUGGACAUUCACUGCGGCCUGGAGAACCAACUGACGUCCGCGUCCGAGCCCAAUCGCUGCGAGUACCACUUUGACUUCAGCACGCCUGCAGCCUGCUCGGACAAGGUCGUGGCAGGAGAAGAGGGCGCCAAGCCUCACCACGUGCACGAGGAACUUUAAGCUCAUUGCCACUCGACCAUUCACUUUUUUUUUUUGUCCCCUCUUCAUCUACACUAAAGAACUUUUCUUGGCAAGUUGGGUGUCGGCAAACUUCUACAUUUUCGCGGUGGGAGAAAGAACCAUUCAGUGAGGUGUGUUGGAAGCAUGUAAAUUGCGUUGAAUGGACGGACGUGUGCACACGUGGCAUUUGAUUUGUGUGGUAUGAGACUGAGAAAGUGCCCGUACAGGGGGCGCUGGUAGCUCUGCAAAAGAGUGUCAUGGUAAUUCCUUUUUUUUUUUUUUAAGUUUUUUUUUUAGGGUUCAAGCUUGCAGAUUGAACGAGUUCUCUCAGGUUUCCCAAAUAUUUAACGACAAAUGUUUCGUUGAGUUUUUGUGCGUCACUCUUAAGCUCGGCUGUAUGCCAGUGUCCAAAUGAAGUUUUCUCAGUAAAAUGGAGCUGUUCAGUGCACCUG